CCGCUGUUUAUUAUGUUCGGGCAUCUGAUGACGUUUUAGGGUACCAGGGCCUUGAGGGCAUUUCGUACUUUUGCAGGUGGGAAGGGGUUUUGUAAGGGCGUCGUUAUGGAUGCCGCGGAGGCGCUUUCCGGGUCUCUAGAAUCCCUGAAGCUGCACAGCGCCGAGCUUGGGAAGGUGGCAUUGGUGGGAGCCUAUGGGCAGGAGAAGAACGAGCAGCCGAACGUUGACCUUCUGCAACUGCUACGGCUCCGAGAACAAGUUAAACACCAGCUUUUUGAGCUACAAAACAUGGUUCAAUCAAACGAAUCUUCCUCAGACUUUUAUCCCGAAGAGAAUCUGACUGAAGUAGCAAAAGAGUUGCGAAAAGAAAUUGAAAACGUAAAGCUUUCCUAUAAAAACAAAACAGCAGUGUUGCAAAGGAUGCAAUACAUGCACGUGGUUCAAAAAAAGCUGCAGGAAAAUGACAGUGGAUCAAGGUUAAUUAAUAACACAAUUAAACAUACAGUGGAGCUGUCAUCUUCAGCGCUGAAAGUGCACCAGGAGACAAGAGAAUUACAAGAAAAAAUAUAUGAAGUCAGAAAAAAGAGAUUAAGACUAAAGGAAAAGGGCUCUAAAAUAAUGUCAGAGAUCCAAAACAUAAAAAUUAGCCAGAGACAUGACUCGGAAGUAGCCGACAAUGCAAAAACAAAGAAGAUCUGUAAACGCCUAGAAGAGGAGGUGAACACCACAAGAGUGAUACAAAGUGUAUUCCAGAAUCUUAUCCUAGGCAGUCGUGUUAACUGGGCAGACGAUUCAAAGCUAAGAGAAAUUGUCCUAAAGCUUGAGAAGAAUCCAACCACGUUAUAAGAAAUUUAUAUUUAAUCCAUUAUUUUAAUUUUGUACAUUUUGUUUUAUUGAUUUAUUUUAUUAUGAUCUAUUUUAUAUUUACAAUAUGUGCGAAGAUGUAGUUUAUUUGGACAAUUACCAACGUUCCACGUAAUAUUUUCUGUGGCAUGUUUAAAAAAAAAAAUGAAUGUACAGGCUGCCAAACUACAUUGUUUGCUCUUGCAAGUUUAUGAUAAAAGAGCAAAAAUGCUAGAAAAAAAAAUAUAUAGAAGAAACCAACAAAGUUGUAGUUAAACAGAAGAUUGUGUUUUCUGAGUAUUGCCCUACAAUGAAAUACGAGGACCCCCUGUACCUUUCCGAUAGACAGACUGAGUCUUGCUUGUUGUGUUCGUAAUUUUUAAAUGAAAUGUGUUUUCAGAAACAAAUACUAAACAAAAAAAAUCCCUAGCCUUCCCAACUCUGUAAUGGCUCAAUAAAUGGAUUUUUAUGAG
This is a messenger RNA of Spea bombifrons (plains spadefoot toad), 1316 nucleotides long. RefSeq names its product centromere protein H (gene CENPH). The transcript has 9 exons. Gene Ontology annotation, molecular function: kinetochore binding. The coding region runs from base 106 to 846 and encodes 246 amino acids. NCBI's taxonomy places the organism in Eukaryota, Metazoa, Chordata, Amphibia, Anura, Pelobatidae. Gene Ontology annotation, cellular component: kinetochore; nucleus. Gene Ontology annotation, biological process: chromosome segregation; mitotic spindle organization; kinetochore assembly. The record is from RefSeq and is a predicted model, not a curated record.